AAAGAGUGUUGUGAAGGUGAAAAGAGAGGUACAGUGCCACGUCAAUAGCUCAUACCCUCGUUGUUCAUCGUCUCUUUAUAGUUAUUCACUAUUCAGUGAUUGAUAACAAAAUCAAAAACGCCAUUGUUAAGAGACGUUGAAGAGAGAGAGAGAGAGAGAAUAUAGAGAAAGAAGAGAGAUGGCUGAGGAGUAUUCAUACAUGGACAUCACGAGAUUCACGGCAAACCCAGAUGGUUUUUACGCUACCAACAGUCCGUUCCAGAAAGCGGGUCCCAAGGGUUUCGUCGAGGUGAAGAUCCUCGAGGACGACAAGCUUUACAUCCGCGUCGACUUGCCCGGUGUUCCCGACGACGCCGUCCGCCACAGAGUCGACUCCGUGAGGCAAAAGGUGAUCUUUUUUUCCGGCGAGACUCUCGACGACGGCAACAACAAGGACGGCGUUCGUGAGUACUCCGGAAGCACCGGUCUGAGCUGCGACUGCUGCGAGAUCACCGGCGUGGAGGCCAAGAUGAAAGAUGGAGUCUUGAGGAUGUUUGCGUCAAGGGUCAAGGUGAAGAACCAUGACAAGAAGUGUACUCUCACUUUCCCUCCUUUCACAGGUAAAUCUGGAAGACGCCAAGAGGAUCAUCCGUUUCUGGUGAAAGGUCCUAAGGGAGCAAUGUUCGUUGGAGCAACACGUGAUGGAGGUUCUUACAUGGCCAUAGAUAUGCCAGGUGCUAUUACUGACGAUGUCCAAUGGGUUACCAUCCGGAAUGGGCUUAGGUUCAUCGCUCAGACCAAGAAGGCGUGCGAGCAUGAUGAGAGCGCUCGUCUCUACCUUGGAAGCUUCGGCACGAUGGACUCUUCCACUGCACCUUCGGUUAACUCCAUCACCGCCACUGUCAAAUUUGGUGUUCUCAAGGUUUUCACUUGACCUUGAGAACUUGAGUAAUCACUCUCUCUAUCUAUCUAUCCUUUUGUUUUAAGAGAACUUGAGUGUUUUAAGUUGAAAUUUGAGACAAGUUAUGUGUCUGAGUCUUGCUUUUGUGUGUUUUUGUUAUGGUUUUAAGGAUUCAUAUUCCCAAUCUAAUCUUUUUAAGCUAAGCUGAUUGAAACUAAGUCAAUAUAAAGCUUGAUCCAUCAA
Molecule: messenger RNA, 1123 nt
Organism: Thlaspi arvense
Lineage: Eukaryota; Viridiplantae; Streptophyta; Magnoliopsida; Brassicales; Brassicaceae
Source: the annotation of a GenBank genome assembly